UGCACAAUAAUUACGAAGGACUAUAGACGUAGACCGUGUGGAGUGAUGAGACCCUUGCCCGCUAAUCACUCGUCACGGCCAAUCAAUUGGAUUUGGAAUUCUAGCCCUGCCCAGACAGUCCCGAGAUAGGCUAACUGAAGACCGAAAUGAUAUGGGAUAUCCGGUCUGCAUUGCUGCUGCUGCUGCUGCCUAGCCCGCUCAUGGUAUUCAUUAUACUUGUUCUGCUACACUUGGGACAAGUGAAAUGCGGUAGCGAGAUCUGCCAAGUAUAUCAGAGUCGGACAGUGAGCCGUAUUCGUUAGGGGUUGCUGGACUACUGGUCAUGCUGGCAGAUAAGCGAUUUGGUAUGUGGUUCAUGUCAGCGGGAAAUGCCAUCCCCCGUUGCCGAUCAACACGGGACGUAUGAGUCCGUUGGGGGAGUGCACCAGCCCCUGAUACGAAAGGCUGGAUGGUCCGGUCUGUGGCUUGGGUGGUUGCGGGGAGUGGAGGUUGUUGUCGAUCAGGGAGAAUUGGCCCCGGUGAUAUUGCCUGGGAGGGUUAGAGAUGUGGUGCGAUUGGGAAUCGAGCGGGUUGGUUGGUGCCUUCCCUAGAUGUUCUGUCUGGGUGGUUAUAUCCCGCGGACUAUCGGCGCAAUGGCGUGGUCAUGCUGCAGGGGAUAAUGGAAAGCAGGGUCAUGCCUGGGUUACGGGUGGAAGUGGGUAACAGAUGUAGGGUUAAUUGAGGCAAAAAGAAUGGCUGAUGAGUUAGUUCAGCUUGUUUAGGUGGUGGAU
Molecule: messenger RNA, 770 nt
Organism: Aspergillus japonicus CBS 114.51
Lineage: Eukaryota; Fungi; Ascomycota; Eurotiomycetes; Eurotiales; Aspergillaceae
Exons: 1
Coding region: 147-302 (51 amino acids)
Source: RefSeq, a predicted model, not a curated record